Molecule: messenger RNA, 1677 nt
Organism: Rotaria sordida
Lineage: Eukaryota; Metazoa; Rotifera; Eurotatoria; Philodinida; Philodinidae
Source: the annotation of a GenBank genome assembly
AUGGCUACAAGUCUUUAUCCACCUUUACGCAUUCGUGAUAUUCCUGGACCACAACCUGGUCAAUUUGGUCUGCUCGAAAAACCCUAUCGACCACAUAAAAAUCUUGUAGCACAAAAUCGUGAACUUGAAGCUAUUCGUGAAACACGAGAAAAACAUAAUCGAGAAGCAAAAACUGAAUUAAAUAAAAUACAAUUUGAUGAAUUAUCAUCAAAUAAAGCUUUUCAUGCUCAAGUACGACGUGAAGUUGAACAAAGAUUAAAUCAUGCCGAUCAUCAACUCGAAGAACGACGUGAACGUUUACGUACAUUACUUGCUACUGAAGAUGCACAAUAUCUUGCUGAAGCAGAAUCAUCAAAAGAAAGUUUAACUCAACGUAUUGGAAAAAUGCGUCAAAAAGCUAAACGUAUACGAGAAGAAAAAGAAAGUGAACAUGCAAAACUUGUACAAGAAAAAUAUGAUCAACGUUUUCGACGUGAUUGUGCUGAAUUACGUGAACUUCAAUCGAAAGAAUUAGAUCAUGAAUUAGGUAAUGAACAUUUAUGGCAAAUAAAAGAAAAAUUCGAUAGAAAAAAAGAUCACCAAGCAGAAGAAGAAUUUUGGACUCAAUUAUGGUAUAAUGAUAUUGCAAAAAAGAAAGAACGUGAAGAUCGUGAUACACAAGAAGCAAAACUAAAAUCAGAAAGUAUGGCUAAAGUUAUACGUGAACAAAUGCAAGCUGUAGAAGCUGAUCAUAAUUUACAGAAAAGCAAACGAAAAGAAUAUUCCGAAGCGGCCUGGACACAAUUUCGUGCUCAAAAAGAUGAAAAAAUUGCUGAAUAUCAAGAAAAAUUACGUAAACAAGAAGAACAAAAACGUAUACUUGAUACGGUUUUGACUACUAAACAAAAAGUUCAACAACGUAAAGCUGAAGAAGAAAAAGCACUUGAAGAAAAACUUGCUGAAGAAACUCAACAUGCAACUAUAAGUGAUGAAAUGGAAAAAAGACAACGAAAGUUGGAACUUCGUGAUGAAAAUCACCGUUAUCGUACUUAUUUAGAACAACGAAAACUUGAUGAACGAAGACAACAAAUUGAACUUGAUCGUGUUUUACAAACUGAAAUAGAUAGACAAAAUGCUAAACGUGCAGAAAAAAUACGUGCUGAAAAAGAUAAACGUGCUAAACUUCUUCACGAAGUUGUUGAAGGUCGACAACAACAAUUAAUCGAUCGAAAUGAUAGAAAAGCACAAGAAGCAAAUGAAUAUCAAUGGCAAAAAGAUAAUAUGAAAAAUAUUUCUGAACAAGUUAAAUUAGAAGAAGCAGAUCGUGAAGCACGUAAUAGAACAAAACGACUUGCUUAUAAACAAGAUUUAAUUGGACAAAUGAAUUAUGAACAAAGAAAGAAACAAGAGGAGGAAUAUGAGAUUCAACGUGAAUUUGUAGAAGGCAUGCAAACAGAAGUUGAAUAUCAAAAACGUCUUAAUUUUGAACUUCAACAAACAGGUGUUAAUUAUCCACAUCCAAUUCGUCAAUGGUAUUCAGCUAAAACGGGUACAUUCUAUCGACCGGAAAAACCAGCAAUCUUCGAUGAUGAUAAUAGAUUCUACAGCAAAGAUGAUCUUAAUUUUCUUCCUCGACGUAAUACUACAGCACCACAACAAUCUCGUCCUAUUUUACCCGUGCCUAUUGUGUAUCAUUAA